AUGAUAGAUGAGACCAGACAUUCAGGUGCUGCUGGGGCUUUCUUUCAUCUUGUUUGUACGCUAAAUUCACACUCCUACUCUCUCUCUGCCCCCUCCAAUUCCGAUCAUAUUCCCCCAACCUUUCUCUUCAAAUCCAUAUCUUAAUUCCAUGUACAAACCUGUUAUUGAUCGAUAAUGGAGGAAAUGUACGGAUUAAUGAAUUACCAUGAGCAAAUUCCGCCGGCAGAAACGGCGAGAGAGAAUUACCAUCACGCUUUUGAUGAUCAGGCACCGGACGUUCGCCAUCAACGGACUAUUCCGGCAGUGUUUGGAUCAGGCUCCAAUAUUCAAACUAGUAGUAGCAAUAAGAAUAAUAACAACGGAUUAGCUGAAGAAUUAGAUGAAGAUUUGUCAAGCGCUAAUCGAGCCAAGAUCAUGUCGCAUCCUCUAUAUCCUAAGCUGCUCCAAGCUUACAUCUCUUGCCAAAAGGUUGGAGCUCCACCAGAUAUCGCGAACCUGUUUGAUGAAAUUUUCAGCGAUAAUGAUUUCUGCCGGAGAUCCAGCGCCUGUUCAUGUCUGGGCGAUGAUCCCGAGCUCGACGAAUUCAUGGAAACUUACUGUGAGAUGCUGGAUAAGUACAGAUCGGAUCUGGCAAGACCUUUCGAUGAAGCAACCACGUUUUUGAACAAUAUGCAAACUCAACUCACCAAUCUCUGCAAGGGAACUUCUAUAACCUACCACACAGAUGAAAGCGCAGAGAGAUCAGAGGAAGAUUUAAGUAGGGGGGAGUCGGAAGUGCCAAAAUCCAACUGGACAAAUGAAGAUCGAGCUCUGAAAGAAAAACUUUUACGUAAAUACAGCAAAUAUAUAAGUUCCCUCAAGCAUGAAUUCUCCAACAAGAAAAAGAAAGGGAAAUUACCCAAAGAAGCAAGACAAGUACUCCUUGAUUGGUGGAACGUUCACUAUAGAUGGCCUUAUCCAACUGAAGCAGACAAGAUUGCGUUAGCGGAAUCAACAGGGUUGGAUCAAAAACAGAUAAACAAUUGGUUCAUAAAUCAAAGGAAACGCCAUUGGAAACCAUCAGAGAAUAUGCAGUUUGCAGUGAUGGAUAGUUUGUGUGGGUCGUUCCUCGUCAACAAUUGAGGUGGUUACUCUUCCGACUUUUAUUAUUAUAUAUUUUGUAUAAUAAUAUUAUGAAUAAUC
This is a messenger RNA of Lactuca virosa, 1182 nucleotides long. The record is from the annotation of a GenBank genome assembly. Lineage: Eukaryota; Viridiplantae; Streptophyta; Magnoliopsida; Asterales; Asteraceae.